This is a messenger RNA of Closterium sp. NIES-65, 1293 nucleotides long. The record is from the annotation of a GenBank genome assembly. NCBI's taxonomy places the organism in Eukaryota, Viridiplantae, Streptophyta, Zygnematophyceae, Desmidiales, Closteriaceae.
AUGCUCCCUCUAACUCCUCUCUGCCCACUCCCCAUUCCCUACGAUUCCCCACUGCCCAUUCCCCAUACCCUGCAAUUCCCCUCUGCUCAUUCCCCACUGCCCAUUUCCCUGCGAUUCCUUGCCCCCUUCCCCUCUGCUUAUUAUCCCAUCCCCACAAUUCCGUUCCCCACUUCCCUCUGCCCGUUUCCCCUUUUCCUGCAAUUCCUUUCUCAGUUCCUGCACCCUCCUAUCCCAUUUCCCUCGUUUCUUCCCAAUUGUACUUAUCCGCCGCAUCUUCCCGCCUCCCCGCGCGCGCUUCUCUUGCCUCCCCGCGCGGCCUCCUCUCACCAUCGCCAGCGUGCUCUGCUCGCCAUGGCCUCGCGUGCUCCUCUCGCCUUGAUAGCGCGCGAUUCUGUCGCCUCCCCGCGUGGCCUCCUCUCACCAUCCCGCGCGUGCUCCUCUCGCCUCCCCUCGCAUGAGAGGCGAGCCUUUAUAGCGCGCGCUUCACUUGCCUCCCCGCGCGGCCUCCUCUCACCUCCCCGCGCAUCCUCCUCUCGCCGCCUCACGCGUGCUUCUCUCGCCUCCCCGCGCGAACUCCUCUCGCCUCCCCUCGUGUGCACCUCUCACCCCCCCUCUACCGCCCUUCUUUCCUCCCCGUGCAGCCUCCUCUCACCUCCCUGCGCGUGCUCCACUCGCCUCCCCUCGCGUGGUCCUCUCACCUCACCUUGUGUGCUCCUCUCGCCCCCCCACGCGUGCUCCUCUCUCCCCAUCUUGCGUGCUCCUCUCGCCUCCCCACGCGUGCCCUCUACGAUGCGUGAGGGGCUUCACCUCCCGUCUCCUCACUGCCUCUCUGCGUCUCGCGACAGCCUCUGUGGGGUGCUCCUCUCUCCUCACCUCCCGUGGUCCACUCUGACAGGGCAUGGUGCUCCUCUCCUCUCGCCUGCAGUGCUCCACUCUGGAAUGUGGGAUGCUCCUCUCUCCUCACCUCCCGUGCUCCACUCUGGAAUGUGGGAAGCUCCUCUCUCCUCACCUCCCGUGCUCCACUCUGACAGGGUGCUCCUCUCUCCUCACCUCCCGUGCUCCACUCUGACAGGGCAGGGUGCUCCUCUCACCUCACCUCCCGUGCUCCACUCUGACAGGUGGGGUGCUCCUCUCUCCUCACCUCCCGUGCUCCACUCUGAGCAGGUGAGCUUUCACUCUUCAAUGAGCCUCCGUGCUGCUGAGGUGACUUGUGAGCCGACUCAAAAGUCACCCCGUGCUGCUGAAGCCCGCUGCUGCUCGCUGGGCGCUCGUGUUUGUCGGGGUUUCUGUUAA